UGCGUGAACACAGCCUCCACUUGUAAUACUUCGCAAACCUAAAUCGUCUUCUUCGCCCCCUUUUUAUAGAAGCCAUUUCUUCCCCAUUAUUGUCCUGCUGCUGUGAUUCUGAUUUCAAACUUCCAUUCAGAUCGAGAUUAAGACAGAGAGAAAUAUGGGGGUGAUUAGGACAACUGAGAGCUUAGAGGCCGAGGCAGAAGAGUUUCGUGAGAUGCUCCUGCGGGGCACGGGAACCAUGCCGUGGAAGCGAAGCCCCGCCGCCGUUCGCAGAGGAUCGGACGGCGACGAAUUGGGCUACGACAGCCGCAUGGUCUGCGUUACCAGUGCCGUCUCUUUCCUAGGCUUCGCCAUCGUCUCCCGCCUCUUUUCCCGUGGUUAUCCCGUCCGCCUUGCCCUUGAAAAUCAAGAAGAUCUGGAAAAGCUGAGGGAGUUGCAGAUGUUCGAUGAAAUGGAGGAGCGUGUUUCGACUAUGAUAGCAAGCUUUAUGGACAUUGAGAGUCUCUGUCGAGCAUUUGAUGGAUGCAUUGGUGUUUUCCACACCUCCAGCUUCAUUGACCCUGGUGGUUUGUCUGGAUACAACAAACACAUGGCAGAGCUUGAAGCCAGAGCUGCAGAGCGAGUGAUAGAAGCCUGUGUGAGGACUCCAAGUGUUAGGAAAUGCGUAUUCACAUCAUCAUUGUUAGCCUGCGUUUGGAGGCAGAGUUCACCUCUUAAUCAACAGCUCACCAGGUUCAUCAUCGACGAGAAUUGCUGGAGUGAUGAAGGACUUUGUAGGGACAAGAAGCUAUGGUUUGCACUGAGCAAGCUGAUGGCAGAGAAGGCAGCUUGGAGAGCAGCUCGAGGAAGGAAUCUAAAAAUUGUAACUGUAUGCCCAGCUCUUCUGACUGGCCCUGGCUUUCGCCGUCGGAACUCCACAGCAUCCAUUGCUUACCUCAAAGGAGCGCAAGAGUUAUUCACAGAUGGAAUGUUGGCGACUGUGGAUGUCAACAAGGCUGCACAAGCCCAUGUGUGUGUCUAUGAGGCCAUGGGUAGCGGCGCAGCUUGCGGCAGGUACUUGUGCUUUGAUCAUGUCAUUCAGAGAGUUGAAGAAGUCGUCGAGCUGGAACGCCAGCUCGGGAUACCAAGCAGGAUAUCUUUGGGCACAAAUGAUGUUGGAGCAGAUCAUCCGAGUUGGUUUGAGCUUAGUAAAGGGAAGCUGUCAAGGUUAAUGUCUUCAAUGAGAAGGUGCACAUAUGAUAAUUAUGUUUUCUGAAUUGUGAUCUAAGGUGAACCAGUGAGUACUUUUGAUAUGAUUCAUCUGUUUUUCAUUCCAUUAAAUGUUUGAGUAUAAUGCCUAUCAUGUUGAAGGGGAAUUAUGCGCAAGAGAAGAUGGAGUGUUAGGCAGUUUGUACAAAGUUUACAUAUUUGUUAAUGCAAUAAGAGGUUUAAUUUGGGACA
This is a messenger RNA of Dendrobium catenatum, 1437 nucleotides long. Its product is annotated as cinnamoyl-CoA reductase-like SNL6. The record is from RefSeq and is a predicted model, not a curated record. NCBI's taxonomy places the organism in Eukaryota, Viridiplantae, Streptophyta, Magnoliopsida, Asparagales, Orchidaceae. Bases 155 to 1252 code for a protein of 365 amino acids. The transcript is spliced from 5 exons. Gene Ontology annotation, biological process: steroid biosynthetic process. Gene Ontology annotation, molecular function: 3-beta-hydroxy-Delta5-steroid dehydrogenase (NAD+) activity.